This is a messenger RNA of Oldenlandia corymbosa var. corymbosa, 2658 nucleotides long. NCBI's taxonomy places the organism in Eukaryota, Viridiplantae, Streptophyta, Magnoliopsida, Gentianales, Rubiaceae. The record is from the annotation of a GenBank genome assembly.
AUGGUUGACCAUUGUCAGACAGGGAAUAAUGCCAAUAUAAACACAUAAAUAAAAUUGGAAUAAUCAUAACAAUACAAUAAUUGAUUUUUUUUUUAUUAAUUUUCACUUGAGACACAAUGAUUGAAGAAUUUCAACCAAAUUUUAGGCGAACCUCUAUAACAAAAAGAUUUAAAUUUUAAGGUAGUCAAAAUACAAUAUCUAAACAAUCAGGGGCUUUUCCUGCAAAGACAGAUGCUUUUCUCUUUCAGUCUUUCCCCACUAUACACCAUUUUUUCUUUCUUUCUUUCUUUCCUCUCCUCUCUCUCUCUCUCUCUCUAGCAUUAGCAUAACCGCUUCCCCAACUUUCUCUCUCUCACACACACACACACAGUAACCCGAAAAGGGUAUUCUGUAAAAUGUGCGCCGAAUAUUUUCUGAUUAUCACCGGGGGCGAAUUACCUGAGAAGUAAAUUUGAUACAAAUAUAUGUUUUUUUUUGUGGUGAUGGAAUUCUGACCUCUUUUUACCAGCCGGGACAGCUUCAAAUUUCAGGCAAGAUCCCUAUAGCUCGUUUUUGACCCGGUUUGGUAUCAGAUUCAUUCUUUUUUUUUUGUGGAAUUUUUGGAGUCUUUAUAUGUAUAUGAAGCACCUAUGAAGGUCACUGCAACUUCUUUUCCCGGAAGGUCAGCUGAAAAGCAAAGUGCUGCAUGUGACCCUGUUGUGAAAAGAUUGAAUUUUGAUUGGACUCUGUUUCAUUUUUUGGGUCUUUGUUCAUAUGGGAUUGGUUUAUAGCAUGCUAAAGUUUACAUACAGGUCUUAUUUCAAGAUGGGUUGUGGCUUUUUUUUCAUAUGGGUUGCAGAAUUUGAUGGAUAGAAAUUGAGGGAUGGGAAGAAUCCGAUAAAGAUAAGAUUUUGGAAUUUUAGCUGAUUUUGGUGUUCUUUUGUUAUUUUGUAGUUAAAACUGGUUGGUUUAUGGGGGUCAGAAAUGGAUAUGUAGUUUUAGAAACUCAAUAAACGGUCUGCAAAAUCGUUGUCUUCUUCGCCGAAAGUGAAUAACUUGAGUGUUGAUUGUUUGGCUGGUGCAAUAAAAGAUUAGGAAUGGAAGUGAGGUUGAAGGGAGCUGAAGCGGAUGAUCAUUUUGGAUCAAAUGAUUCUCUUCUCCCUGGUUUACAUGAUGAUGUCGCAUUGACAUGUCUAGCUUGGGCGUGUAGAUCAGAUUAUCCCUCAUUAAGUUGCCUGAAUUCAAAAUUUAAUUCAAUAAUAAGAAGUGGGUACUUAUAUGAGCUGCGAAGGCAGUUGGGAAUUGUGGAGCAUUGGGUGUAUUUGGUAUGUGAUCCAAGGGGAUGGGAGGCAUUUGAUCCGUGCCGAAAGAAGUGGAUGAAGUUGCCUAAAAUCCCUUGCGAUGACUGUUUCAAUUAUGCUGACAAAGAAUCUUUAUCUGUGGGGAGUGAAUUGUUGGUUUUUGGCCGUGAAUUAUUUGAGUUUGCUAUCUGGAAGUAUAGUUUGGAUCAUCGCGUUUGGGUGAAGUGUGAAGGAAUGAACCAUCCUCGUUGUUUAUUUGGCUCUAGUAGCCUUGGUUCCAUUGCUAUCGUUGCUGGGGGAAGUGAUAAAAACGGUAACAUUUUGAGAUCUGCAGAGCUUUAUAAUUCUAUUACUGGCAGUUGGGAAAUGUUGCCCAACAUGCAUUCUCCACGGAGGCUUUGUUCUGGUUUUUUCAUGGAUGAUAAGUUCUAUGUUAUUGGCGGGAUGACUAGUCCCACGGAUUCAUUGAGUUGUGGGGAGGAGUUUGAUCUGAAAACUAGGAAAUGGAAGAAAAUAGAGGGCAUGUACCCCACUAUCAAUAGAGCAGCACAGGCACCACCUCUUGUUGCUGUUGUUAAUAACCAGCUUUAUGCAGUUGAAUAUCUAACCAAUAUGGUAAAGAAAUAUGACAAAGAAAAGAACACAUGGGAUGUAUUGGGAAGACUUCCUGUUAGGGCUGAUUCCUCAAAUGGUUGGGGUUUAGCGUUUAAAGCAUGCGGCGAGGAACUUCUUGUUGUGGGUGGUCAAAGGGGACCUGAAGGAGAAGCGAUCGUCUUGAAUUCUUGGUGCCCAACAUCAGGUGUCAAGAAUGGCACUUUGGAAUGGAAGAUCCUCGGUGUGAAGGAGCAUGCUGGAGUCUUUGUUUACAACUGUGCUGUAAUGGGAUGUUGAAAUUGUAUUCUCUUCCGAAGUUGUGGAGCUCUGAUAUGUGGCUUUGUUCUUUAGGUUGUUUUUCUUAGACAUUAUUUCAUUGAUCUGAAUCAACCAACCCUGUAUUUGAAAGAUGGUGACUAGCUGCUUACAAUUUUGUAUGAAAUCCUGUAACCAAAUGUCCUCUUAUGUUACUCAUCAUAUGUUGUUCUUUGAUCUUUGAUUUUUUUCCCCUUGAGAUUUUCAUCAACAGAGUUAUUGUUUCAAUUUGUACAAUAAAUAUCAAUUCAGAUUCAGGUUUGAUUCUUGUAAUAACAUUCUGCUAAUCCAUUUUUGUUUUCUGUCUCUGAAUCUGGAUGAAUGAAGAAAUAUCUUAGAUGAAUACAAUUACAAACAGCUCAUUGAAAUGAUUGAUGUUGUUCCACUGUUCCUUGGAAACAGGAUACUUUUUCAGACCAUCUCCUCUUUUAGAGGUCUGAUGACAUGAUUAUCAUGUUGAUGAUAUUUC